Messenger RNA from Ruditapes philippinarum (Manila clam), 1143 nucleotides. RefSeq lists its product as uncharacterized. Lineage: Eukaryota; Metazoa; Mollusca; Bivalvia; Venerida; Veneridae. The record is from RefSeq and is a predicted model, not a curated record. The transcript is spliced from 6 exons. Bases 25 to 879 code for a protein of 284 amino acids.
GUCCCUCCGUACAUUAUUUCAGAAAUGACUAUAGAAGUGAAUAAAGACAACUGUGGGGGUAAUUUGAACAUAGAUAAUAUAUGGGUGCUUCACCUGAACUAUUAUGGUGCAAAACUAGGAAUGGGCACUAGUAGACGAGCAAACUCUUGUCUGUUCAAUAUAUCAUCAUAUAACAGUAAUCCUGCAUUAGAGAUAUGUAUUUUAAACUAUGACUACGAGUCAUGGGAUAUAGCUUGUGGAAGUCUGAAGAUAUAUAUAGGCACAUAUCCUUUCUUUGAUUUCCCAAGUAUGCACCAUUGUACGAGCUUUAGGCCGCUAUGUACUAGUGAGAAGAAAGUGUUUUUUCAAUACAUGUAUGACAGAGCUCUUCACAUUAUGAAAAAGGACAUUAAUAUAAAGUUUGAUAUCUACUUACGAAAAAAAUUAGAAACAACAACAAAAUUAGUGUUGACUACUGGCUCACCAUCUGUAUCAUCUUCUGGCAGAGGGAAGGCAGGUUUUAGUAUUAUAUGGAUCAUUCUUAUAAUCAUUGGAGGAGUCCUGGCGUUUAUAUUCUGUACAGCUUUUUGGUUCUAUUGUUGUUGUUAUAAUGAAAACGAAGAACAGACUCAGAGUCAGGAUAACCAGAAUGUUGAAAUGAAUGAAGGCAGGAGGAGGAUGUUGGAAGGACCGGUUGUUCAUGUACCGCCAGAAAACUUAAAUUGCACCUCAACUGAGCCACCAGAUUAUAACACAGUCUGUAGUGGGGAUAGUCAGUACCCUGGUGAUGAUAGCAGUUACAGAGAAGAGAAAGUUAAUCCUAAUACACCACUACAACCAAGUGCCCCACCCCCGGACGAGUCACGCGAGUCACCCCCACCAUACCCAGGAUUCAAGUGAUAAAGGAGAGGAAUAUUAAAUCAUCACUUGCCUUUCGAAAUUGACAAUAUACUACCAUUGUUAGAAUAAUGUUGAGUUUAGCUGUAGCAGCUACAAGGCUUACCUUCAUGUUUAAGUUAAAGAGAUAUUUAUUUCAUAAAUAACAUAGUUUAUCACAGGCAUAUGCUGCUUUUGGAGUCAGUAAAAAUGGAAUUGCGAGGCUGUGCAUAUAAUUAUGAUGUGACAUUAUUUGCAUAAUAUGAACAUGGUGUAAAGACUUGCUAC